Messenger RNA from Xylaria bambusicola, 2624 nucleotides. RefSeq names its product pumilio-family RNA binding repeat domain-containing protein. The record is from RefSeq and is a predicted model, not a curated record. Gene Ontology annotation, molecular function: RNA binding. NCBI's taxonomy places the organism in Eukaryota, Fungi, Ascomycota, Sordariomycetes, Xylariales, Xylariaceae. Bases 173 to 2323 code for a protein of 716 amino acids. Gene Ontology annotation, biological process: ribosomal small subunit export from nucleus; endonucleolytic cleavage in ITS1 to separate SSU-rRNA from 5.8S rRNA and LSU-rRNA from tricistronic rRNA transcript (SSU-rRNA, 5.8S rRNA, LSU-rRNA); endonucleolytic cleavage in 5'-ETS of tricistronic rRNA transcript (SSU-rRNA, 5.8S rRNA, LSU-rRNA). Gene Ontology annotation, cellular component: 90S preribosome; preribosome, small subunit precursor; nucleolus. The transcript has a single exon.
GAAAAUUAUUGUUUUGGCGGCACCUUCAGAUACCUAGGUAUCGACCGACCAGCUCCUACAUACCUAGCCAUUGCAACUAUAUGUGGCGCAUCAACAGGAGCUCGCUGUGACGACGCUCAUGAGAAAAUAGAGCACAGUUUCUGUGCGCCUGUACGAUUUUAGAUUCUAAGAAAUGCCGAAGCCACGCUCGAAACGCCAGGCCAUCCGCGAAGAGCGGAAGAAGAAGCGACAGCAGGAUGAGGUAGCCCCAGACGAGUCGACACAGACGGCCAAGAGGAGACGACGCAAUGAAGACGAGACCACCGGUGAUCGGGCUCCCGAAUUCCAAGAUGGCUACGAGCAAUCCCAGACAGCCGCCGGCCUUCUCCCAACAGAGCGCGAGUUCUUCGGCAUGCUCUCCGACCAGGAGCAAGAGUACUUUCGAUCCGUAGACGAACAGCUCGACAUCGACAAUUUCCCAUCCCAAGAGGAGCGCCAACUGUUCCUAGCAAGUGUGUUCGCCGAAGCCCAGGGCAAGGAGCUCAAACUAGCAUGCAGUCAAUCAUGUUCGCGCUUGAUGGAGCGCCUGAUUCUCAUGUCAAAUACGAGACAAAAGAAGAUAUUAUUCGAACAAUUCGCCAGCCAUUUCCUCAACCUCGUUCAGCAUCGAUUCGCAAGCCACUGUUGUGAGACGUUAUUUCUUCAAUCCGCUCCAAUUGUCACAAGAGAACUGGGCGGCGAACGGGAUGAUAUGCCCGGUGAAGACGAGGACCAGGACGAAAAGCCUCUCCCAUAUAUGGAGGAACUCUUCCUCUUAACCCUCGACGAACUCGAAGGGCGGCUCAGCUUCUUGCUGACGGACAGAUUUGCAUCCCACACUUUACGAGUCCUACUACUUAUCCUCUCCGGCCGACCUUUAGACCAGGUACAAACGAAAUCGCUGAUUCAUAGCAAAAAGAAAGAAAAGAUAUCAGCGCCCUGGAAAUUCAACGCAGAGGCCGAGGGCGAUAGCCAGCUGCGUGCCGUCCCCAACUCGUUUAAUUUAGCGACAAGGAAGAUCAUUGGGGACUCGGUUUCGGGUAUGAGCCCAACAGAAUUGCGAGUCCUGGCAACACACCCUACUGGUAAUCCAGUCCUUCAGCUACUGCUGGAGCUCGACAUUACCUUAAAUGCCAAAUCUGGCGAUGAGUCUGGUGAAAUGACUCUGCUGUGGCAUCUUCUGCCAGGUGCACCUGCAUCGCUUAAAGACGCAACGACCCCUGCAUCUGACUUCGUCAACUCCAUGUUAUACGACGCAAUUGGCUCUCGACUGUUGGAAACACUCGUUGUGCAUUGUCCAGGGAAGGUUUUCAAAGUACUUUACAAGCACAUCCUAGAGCCUCGGAUGCACAGUCUUUUGCGCAAUGACAUCGCGUGCUACCCAGCAAUCCGUGUCCUAAACCGAUUAAGCAAGGAAGAUUUGAUAGGGGUGGUCAAACAAACAAUACCAGAGUUUGGCAAGCUAGUCAGUUUGUCGAGAUUCAAUGUAAUCAAAGCUUUGAUUGAACGUUGUCAAGCGCGCCAAGCAUACGAGGAAGUCAAAGCUCUGACCAAGCGCCUAGUCGAAGAGUGUGGGGACGACUCCAAGUCACUCGUUCCCCGGUUGUGUUUGCCACCAUUGUCAAAAGGGGAUGGUGAAAAGCAGCACGAACCGCUGGCAAAGAACCGCUCAGCCCUGGUGUCCCACGGGUCUCAUUUAGUUACAGCAAUGCUUGCUACACCAGAAUCACCACGCAAGGCAAUUCAAGCAUCGAUAGCAGCGCUGUCAGAGGAACAAAUCCUAGAGCUCGCGACUUCGUCUGGGCCCACAUCACAUGUUAUAAUGGAUGCACUUUCAACACCAUCUCAAAACAAAAUCUUUCACAAGGCACUGGUUGCUGCUUUACGGCCACACAUUAUGGAAUUAGCCAACUCGGAGCAUGGGAACAAGGUUUUAUCAUCCAUCAUCGCUGUACCGUCAAGGAGUGAUGGCAUAUCCCUACCCUUCCACAUCAAAGAGUCCAUUAUGACAGAGUUGGGACAACACGAACAGGAGCUUCGGGAUUCUUUCAUAGGCCGUCGGAUAUGGAGAAAUUGGAAAGGAGACUUGUGGAGAAACAGAAGGGUGGACUGGAUCGCAUGGGCCAAGGAAGUCGACUCGGCACUAGAGCAAAAACUACCUGACCGACAACCCAAACCCAACAUGCCGGGCCGACAAUCAAAAGCUAACAGGCUGCAGCAUGAUAACCCCAACAGCAUCAGUGUCAGCACAAACAGAUGGACAGGGAAGGAAAGCAAUCAUAGAGACAGGAGAGUCAAAGUAUGACAUAGGCUCAACAGGCCUCCUGACGAAUAAGAUAUCCGUUUUCUAUAUGUGUUUCUCAAGUAGAAGUGUUCAGAUUUGGUGACCCCUUCGCCCAGGGUCCAUGUACCCGUGAUUUGGAUAACUCCCUCGAUUGUGACUUUAUGGUGCCCACUGCCCAAACUCAGACAAUAACAGUAGACGCACCAGGUGCUGAGGGAUAAAAGCCCUCACAAGCUCAAGCCUAGUUUGGAUAUUGCAAUCUGAGACUCUCCUAGUCUAGUCUACUAUAGAGAUGGGGUCCUACAACCCAUCAAUAUAUGCC